AUGAUAAAUUCAUCUGCUAGAAUGAAGAAAGGUUCAGACAACAUCAAUCCCACUGGGGAGAACCAUCCAGACAGAGUAUUUGGAGCAGAUAUCCCUAUCGCCAUUGUUGGAUUGUCUUGUAAAUUUCCUGGGGAUGCAAGCUCCCCAGAAAAGUUCUGGGAGCUUCUUGAAAAUGGCCGCAGUGCUUGGACUUCAGAUGCCGGUUUUCGCUUUAACAUGGCGGCUCAUCACCAUCCCAAGAGAGAACAAAAUGGCAGUUUCAAUCCCAUUGGUGCUCACUUCAUUAAGCAGAAUCUAGCCGAGUUUGACGCCCCAUUCUUCAGCAUAUCCGCUACCGAGGCAAAGGCAAUGGACCCACAGCAGCGCCAUACUCUGGAGAGUGUCUAUGAGGCCAUCGAGAGUGCCGGAAUUACCAUGUCCUCUCUUGCUGGUAGCAAAACAGCUGUAUUUGCUAACACAUACAACCGAGACUGGUUUUCGAUUGUGCUUCGAGAUCCAGAAGCAAUACCUAAAUACCAAGCUCUCGGCACGGGAGACGCCUUGAUAUCCAACAGAGUUUCUUACUUUUUUGACCUUCGGGGUCCGUCGAUGACCUUGGAUACUGGGUCUUCCGGCAGCAUGGUUGCCUUGCAUCAGGCAUGUCAGAGUAUACGCUGCGGUGAAAGCUCCCAAGCCAUUGUUUCUGCUGCCAAUCUCAUCUUAGACCCUGAACUUCUGGUCGGAAUGAGCAAUCUGGGAUUUUUGUCAGACAACGGUCGGUGUUUGACGUUUGAUGCCCGAGGAAAUGGCUAUGGGCGUGGCGAGGGCGUCGCAUCUAUUUUCCUCAAACCCCUUGAUGAUGCACUGAGAGAUGGCAAUCCUAUUCGCUCUAUCAUUCGGGGUACCUUCGCGAACCAAGAUGGACGCACCCCGGGUAUCACGAUGCCUUCGACAAAAGCCCAGAUUGACAUGAUUCGUGGUACGCCCGCCGGAGAUCCGGUGGAAGCUGAGGCUAUCGCGUCAACACUUGCCAAAUUGCAUUCCAAAAAGGACCCAUUGAUUGUGGGUAGCGUGAAAACCAACAUUGGGCAUCUGGAAAGCUGCGCGAGUAUGGCAGGCCUGAUCAAGGUCACAUUAAUGCUCGAGAAGGGGGUGAUUGUACCAAAUCACGACUUCCAGUCGCCUAAUCCCAAGAUCCAUUUGGAAGAAUGGCAUAUGAUGGUCCCUACCAAAACGAUGAAUUGGCCGAACUCAACGUACAAGCGAGCCAGUGUCAACGCCUUUGGAUACGGCGGAACCAAUUGUCAUGCUAUUCUGGACGCCGCGGACAGUUACCUGACGCUACUUGGUGAUAACUCAGUUCCAAGGACUCUGUGUUCUGAAGACUCUUGUGUCAGGUUGAACCUCCAGAACGGCAGUAUUAUUUCCAACAACUUGACCAAGUCUCCUGUCUCACGUAGCUAUCGACUCUUUGUGCUCAGCGCUAGAAAUGAGAAGGUGCUUCAGAGAAUGAUACAGAACCUGGCAUCUUAUGUCGAGAAAUGCUCCAAAUCUGAGGCUGAUGUGCUAGAUAGCUUAUCAUAUACGCUAUGUCUGAGACGCACCCACCUCCCAAGGCGUAUUGCGGUUGUGGCAUCAUCACUACAAGAGCUUGUUCAAGCGCUUGAAACUGCCAAAAUCUCAACACGGGCAGUUUUAUUGAGCGCAGAAGAUCGUCUCGGCUUUUGCUUUACUGGCCAGGGUGCUCAAUGGCCGACAAUGGGAAGGGAGCUUCUUCAGCACUACUCAGCAUUCCAAUCAUCUCUAUUGAGGGCCGACGAAUAUCUCAUCUCGUUUGGUGCAUCCUGGUCGCUUACAGAGGAAUUACUUAAAGAUAGUCAGAAAAGUCUUGUCUAUCAGGCAGAGUAUUCACAACCUAUUUGUACCGCGGUACAAAUUGCACUGACGGAUCUGCUAUCCUCAUGGGGAGUAAGGCCUGCAGCAGUCACAGGACAUUCAUCUGGUGAGAUAGCUGCUGCAUAUGCAUGCGGCGUAUUGUCCGCCCGCGACGCAAUGUUGGUGGCAUAUUUUCGGGGACUGUGUGCCACACAAGCUACAAAACGAAAUACUUGUCCAGGAGCAAUGUUAGUCACCAAUGCUUCCGAAUUGAAAGUAAAAGAAUACAUCACGGCGAUGCCUAUCGGAAUGGGCAAAGCUGUGGUGGCCUGUAUCAACAGCCCUUCUAGUGUGACUAUCUCCGGAGAUGAGAACGCGAUUGAUUAUCUUCAAGAGGCUCUGAGUAGCUCAUCCCACUUUACCAGGAAGCUUAAUGUCGACACAGCCUACCACUCACAUCAUAUGGAAACCAUUGCGACAGAAUACUACGAAUCCCUCCGGGAUAUAAAUCCACAGGAGUCCAAUGUUCCAUUCUUCUCUUCUGUGUACGGUUGUCCCCUCCAAGGGUCUCAACUAGACCCCGAAUACUGGGUGAAGAACCUGCUGUCUCAAGUGAAAUUUUCCGCAGCAAUCAUGGCAAUGUGCAGCCACCAUACGGAGAUUACUUCGGAUCUUGACGGGCCGUUUAUCAAUACCAUUGUGGAAAUUGGACCUCACUCCGCUCUCAGAGGAGCUAUCCAGCAGACCAUCCGAUCCUCCAAUAUUGCCGCAAAUGUGGAGUACAAACCAAGCUUGAUACGCAAGGAAGACGGAGCUAAGACAGUCCUUACCCUUGCCGGUGCGCUAUUUGUGCAGAAUUACCCUCUCAAUCUUGAUGAAUUAACAAAGUCUCGUGACCACAUUUCGAAUUUAAUCGCCCUGUCAGACCUUCCAGCAUAUCCCUGGGAUCACUCCACCACAUACUGGGCAGAGUCCCGAUUGAGCUCAGACUACCGGCUGCGAUCGCAACCGCGCCAUCAGCUUCUUGGUGUCCCGUCAAUGGAUUGGAAUCACCUUGAACCAAGCUGGCGUCACAUUAUCAGACCAAUCGAACUUCCGUGGAUUCGGGGACAUUCUCUUGGUGGACAAAUCAUCUACCCUGCAGCAGGAUACAUAGCGGUCAUACUUCAAGCAUGUCUCGAACAACACAUCUAUCGGAAAAAUGAUGAAGGGAAGAAGAUCUCCUUGUUUAGACUCAAGGGUGUGAACAUAUCCAAGGCUCUUGUCGUGCCGGAUGAUUCGGAUGGCAUUGAGAUGGUGACCAAGUUACGCCCCUACAGGGUGUCUGAACACGAGAACUCCUCAAGCUGGCAGGAGUUCCUCAUCUGCUCCUACUCAAACAAUGGUACAUGGAGUGAGCAUUGCCAAGGUCUUGUGUCUGUUCAAUUCGAGAAAGAUUACACCCUUGAGAGUAUCAUUACGAAUGACGUCGACCAUCGCCAGACCGAAGACUUUCUGGGAUUCUAUGAAAAGCUCACUGAUCUUGGCUAUCAAUUUUCGCCACCUUUCAAGAAUGUACAAGAUGUCAGAACAGGAUACCACGAGGCCUUUGCCUCUAUCAAAGUACCCGAUACUUCCAAACACAUGACUGAGGGCUAUGAACUACCACAAAUGCUACAUCCCGCGACGCUCGACAGUGUUUUUCAAGUUCCCCUCGCGGCAUUAGAUGCCUCCGGGUCGCUCCUUUCUGCAAUGGUCCCAGUACACUGCGAUAUGAUCACAAUUGCCGGAGAUAUCCUGCAUGUUCAUGGAGAAGAACUCCGCGCCCAUUCGAAGACCACAUCCGACGGGCCGAGGAAAUGCAAAGUACAUGCUUCAGUCACAAAUGCAGGAGGUGCAACCCAGAUACUCAUCGAGGGACUCUCCUACACUGCGUUGAAUAGUGCUGCUAUAAUGGAUGAUCAAGAAUCAACGAGGCAGAUCUGUCACAAAAUUCACUACAUCGAAGACAUCGACAAGCUAAUGGACGGGGCUUUGAAGAGGGUCGCCAUGUCCAAACUUUCUCAGAGUAAGCCAUCGACACACUUCAAACUGAUCCAUGAGGCAUGCUUGAUCUUGAUGGAAAGGGCACUAGAGACAUUGAGGGACAAGGAGAUAUCGGAAGGCUCAGCUGAACAUCAUCGCUUUUUGUAUGAUUGGAUGCAAGCUUCAGUAGCUGAUGCAGACUCUAUCCGUCCCCUUGCCAAUAAUGCCAACUUCCAAGCUCGUGUUGAAUCUCUAGGCUCUACCGGGUUAAUGGUUUAUCGGGUCGGCAGCAAUUUAAGUCGGAUCAUCUUAGGUGAAGUUGAGCCUCUUGAACUCAUGACGGCAGGCGGUCUCCUCGAUGAAUUCUACCAGGAGGACUCAAUCAGAAGAUGCUACAGCACAAUGCAAACAUACGUGGAUAUCCUAAGCCGGAAAGAUCCUAAUAUGAAGGUAAUUGAAAUUGGUGCAGGUACAGGAGGUGCCACACAAGCGGUGCUUGAAUCGCUGCAUGGCCAAUUCUCCCAAUAUGAUUUCACAGAUAUUUCUGCUGGGUUUUUUGAAAACGCCCAUAAGAAGCUCUCGCAGUGGGGCUCAGCUAUUGUCUAUAAAAAGCUUGAUAUCGAGAAAAACCCGGUGGAGCAAGGAUUUGAUGAGUGCUCAUACGAUCUUGUUAUUGCGUCAAACGUCCUACAUGCCACAAGAAGCAUUCACGAAACCAUGCUCAAUGUGCAUAAACUGCUCAAGCCAAAUGGAAGGCUCUUCCUGCUUGAGAUUCCCAAACCUAUGGUCUACAUCCAAAUGAUAUUUGGCACGUUACCGGGAUGGUGGAUGGGUAAGUUAUUUAUCCAGUUUACUGAUCAUACUUACCAGAUGCUAAGCAAAGUCACAGGUCGUGAGGAAGGCCGAGUGGUUAGCCCUUGUCUGGACAUUCCCCAAUGGCACUCUGUCCUGCAAGAAACAGGCUUCUCCGGAGUUGACACUCAUAUUCCUGACUACGAAAUCGAUGAGUUCGCACAGUACGAGGUUAUCAUCUCUAAGGCCCAACCAAAAAUCUCAGAAGGCUCAAAGUAUGGUGUGGAAAUCAUCACCAGUUCCGAGAGUUCUCAACACGUGGAUGAGCUUUCCGAGUCCUUAUACAACAUCCUCGGCGAUGGCGUUGCUCACGAAACCACGCUAACUGAGUGUGAGCCACAGGGAAAAAUUUGCAUCUUCCUUUCAGAGAUGGUGCAGCCUCUGCUUUACUCUUGUGACAAAAUACAAUUUGAUCAAGUGAAAAAAAUACUGGCACACGCGGCUGGGAUCAUUUGGCUCACUAACCAUGACCCUAAAAAUGCGCUUGUCACUGGAUUAGCGAGAACGGCCCGGUCAGAAAACAGUGGUAUGCGAUUCAUCACACUGAAGACUGACCCAGAUAGUACAUCAUGUUCAGCAACAGGGGAUAUCAUUCGUGGCUUCUGCGAAGACAUUUUCCGAGGUCAGAAUACAGAUGAUGAUUCUGAAUACAUUGAGCAUAACGGACAGUUGCUUAUUCCACGCCUCGUUAAUGAUGAGGAUACUGCAGGCUACCUCACAGGCUCUGUAACCAGGCCCGAACAGGAGGUAGAGUUCAAUCCAGCACAAUCUAAUUUGACUCUGGAAGUUGCCUCGCCUGGAAAACUUGACAGCGUGCAGUGGCAUGAACAGCAAAUCUUUAAUGCGGGUCCCGCUGCAGAUGAAGUAUUUGUGGAGGUUAGAGCUUCUGGAUUGAACUUCCGAGAUCUCAUGAUUGCUUUGGGUCAGUUUGGAAAUGCUUCUCUCAUGACAGGUGAAUGUAGCGGCUUCAUACAAGCCGUGGGAUCCGAUAUUCGGGACUCUUUCAAGGUUGGUGACCGAGUUUGCGGCUGGUCAGCCACAGGUUUCUCCUCGAUUGCACGGAUGAAAGGAGCCGGGGUGCAUCGUUUGGACGACCUCACCUCAUUUGAGGAAGGGGCUUCGCUGGUUGUUGCUUACACCACAGCUUACUAUGCACUGGUUAACCUUGCGCAUCUACAAAAAGGUGAGAAGGUUCUCAUUCACAGUGCAGCAGGGGCUGUGGGGCAAGUCGCCAUCAUGCUAGCUCAGUAUAUUGGUGCAGAGAUAUUCGUCACUGUGGGAAAUGAUGAGAAAGCAAGUUUCUUGCAGAAAGAGUACCAUAUCCUGCCCGAUCACAUUUUCUCCAGCCGCUCAAUUGGACUCUUGGCACGUCUCCAGAAAGCGACAGGAGGAUGUGGUAUUGAUGUCGUGCUGAACUCUUUAACUGGUGACAUUGCUCGCGAAUCCCAUGCAUGCCUUGCAACCUUCGGCCGGUUUGUGGAGAUCGGUAUUCAAGACUUUCUGCAAAAUUCUAGAAUGGACACAUCCUUCAUGCAACAGAACAUCUCGUUCUUUUCUGUUGACAUGACGAAGGUUCUGAAACAAAAUCCACGUCUCUUUGCACAGCUGUUGUCAUCAGUAUUCUGCCUCCGAGAAAGUGGUGCCCUGAAAUCUGUUCAUCCUAUCACGCAAUUUGAGCCAAACGAGCUUGAAUCUGCAUUCAGGACGCUGCAGACGGGAAAGCACAUUGGAAAAGUCGUUAUAAAUAGCAGACAGGGUAGUCGAUUUAAAGUGGUACCAAGGCCCGUUCCUGCAGUUCAGUUCGCAGGGAACAUCUCCUAUAUGAUUUCUGGUGGUCUCGGAGGCCUGGGCCGCGCCAUCGUCAAGUGGAUGUGUCAAUCAGGAGCCAGGAACAUCGUCAUUCUGACUCGUUUUGGCUUACGAGGUGCUGUGCUGGAAGAUUGGGCAGCGGAGGUGAGAGAGAUGGGAGUCAAACUCGCCAUUUAUAUCUGUGACAUUGUAAAUGAGGGUUCACUCAAAAUCGCAAUCCAGCAAGCAUCGGAAGAGAUGCCUCCAAUCCGCGGUGUGAUUCAAGCAGCCAUGGUGCUCAAGGACUGCCUGCUGGAGAACAUGUCUCAUGCGGAAUACUUCGAUGCAGUUGAACCAAAAACUAUCGGUUCACAGAAUUUACAUGAAGCAUUUCUCUCUCAGCCACUUGAUUUCUUUAUUCUACUAUCAUCGGCCGCUGGAAUUGUUGGCAAUACCGGUCAAGCCAACUACGCAUCUGGUUGCACGUUCCAGGACGCGCUAGCUCGUCAUCGUAUCAGUCUUGGAUUACGGGCUCAUUCAAUUGAUUUGGGUAUGAUAAAGUCCGCAGGCUACGUAGCCGAAAACCCUGAAGCAGUCCAAUUCCUCAGGGAACAGGGAUAUGUGCCAGUCGAGUUAGACCAGGUCUUCCGAAUGAUCAAUAAGGCCAUCCAAGAGCCUGCGACCGAGUCCCAGGAUGCUCAAACUGUGCUGGGACUACGAUAUGACCACUCAAAAAAUAAUGGAGCCGUGAUGCAGCACUUGUUAGAUCCGAAAUUUAGGCAUCUAUUGUCUUCCCGCCGCAUAAGCGGUGAUUCCGUCGCCAUACAAGAGCAGGACAUAUCGAAGUCUAUUGCUACUGCAAAGUCUCUUCACGAGGCUAUCACGGUCAUUGCUGAUGCUCUGGCCUCUCGUCUACGGCGGCUGCUUGCCAUAGAAUCAGAAGAAAUAUCUCACUCCCAGUCUAUCGCGGAUCUAGGUACAGACUCUUUGGUUGCAGUCGAGUUGAGGAGCUGGAUUAGCAGAGAGAUGCAUGUUAACGUACAGGUUUUGGAGAUCCUUCAGUCCACGUCAAUCAAGAGCUUCGCAGCUACCCUGGCUGCUAGAAGCAAGCUGGUAAUGGAAGCAAUAGAGCAAGGUCAAGAUCAAAAAGAAACCCAAGCAAUGGCGGUGAUGACAUCUGUGGCCAGAGCAGGUCAACUUGUAAGCAAUGCCGGUCAAUUUGACGUUCAUGAAGAGAAGGACUACCUCAACAAGAUCCAUGAAGUAGUCAGUUCAGACUUCAAGGCGAGAGGAAUGACCGAGUGUGUUGAUGCAAGCGAUGUGAGCAUCAAUCUGGACUGGACAGACUACCUCUCCGUCAUGGUGUGCUAA
This is a messenger RNA of Penicillium pulvis, 7869 nucleotides long. Its product is annotated as type I polyketide synthase. Gene Ontology annotation, molecular function: phosphopantetheine binding; oxidoreductase activity; fatty acid synthase activity. Bases 1 to 7869 code for a protein of 2622 amino acids. The record is from RefSeq and is a predicted model, not a curated record. Lineage: Eukaryota; Fungi; Ascomycota; Eurotiomycetes; Eurotiales; Aspergillaceae. Gene Ontology annotation, biological process: secondary metabolite biosynthetic process; fatty acid biosynthetic process. The transcript is spliced from 8 exons.